Molecule: messenger RNA, 1524 nt
Organism: Salarias fasciatus (jewelled blenny)
Lineage: Eukaryota; Metazoa; Chordata; Actinopteri; Blenniiformes; Blenniidae
Gene: fkbp1ab
Product: FKBP prolyl isomerase 1Ab
Exons: 5
Coding region: 99-425 (108 amino acids)
Biological process (GO): protein peptidyl-prolyl isomerization
Cellular component (GO): cytoplasm; sarcoplasmic reticulum membrane
Molecular function (GO): peptidyl-prolyl cis-trans isomerase activity
Source: RefSeq, a predicted model, not a curated record
AGGGGAGAGCGGAGGCAGCGCGGCGGCCAGCAGCAGACAGACGGACUGCGGGAGCAGCGGCGCGCAGCCGGGUGUGGAGAAGCAGCAGCUCCACGACGAUGGGAGUGGAGAUAGAGACCAUCACCCCCGGGGACGGACGGACUUUCCCCAAAAAAGGACAGACGUGCGUGGUGCAUUAUGUCGGUUCUCUGACAGACGGACGGAAGUUUGACUCGUCUCGGGACCGGGACAAGCCGUUCCGCUUCAAGAUCGGCAAGCAGGAGGUGAUCCGAGGCUGGGAGGAGGGCGUCGUGCAGAUGAGCGUUGGUCAGAGAGCCAAGCUCACCUGCUCGCCCGACUUCGCCUACGGGAACAAAGGUCACCCCGGCAUCAUCCCUCCAAACGCCACGCUGGUCUUCGACGUCGAGCUGCUGGGACUCGAAUGAAACAAGCCCACAGCCUUUUUUAUUUUAUUUUGUUUCUUUAAGCCUCGUGUGACUUCGAACAGGAGCGACCUGGACAGGAUCCAGGAGAGUCUGCACUGGAUCCUUAACGAAGCCCCGGCCUUUAGCCCCACCUCCCUCCUCCGUCACACUUCCCCGGUUUGCGUUACUUCUUCUCUGUGGCUCGGUUACGUUUUCAGAGCCACCCCUCCUCUUAGAAACCACGGGCGGCGACUUUACAGCCCCCCCUCGCCCUCGGCCUUCAGUUCGCUCUCGAUAGCUUCUCUUUGUUUUUGAAGUGUUGGUUGUGCAUGGUUAAUGCUCAGAAGUACAAACAUUAGCGAUGAGCCCCGAGCAGCAGCAGCGUUGAGUCGGCCCGGGCUCGUUGGUGCAGCAUGAGAGUAGAAAAGCACACAUCUGUGUCCCCAUCAGCCCGGAACUGAGUGAGACGGAGGACUGUAGUGAAACGUGGAGGGAGGCCACGCUGCUGUGCAGACGACUUUGGCUGACUCAGUUCUCUUUGGCCAGGUUGGAAAACUCUGUGUGUGCAAAAGCUUAGCAUCCUGUCAUCCUCCUCCUGAUUAUUGAUUAUUGCCUUCUCAUCUCACCGAGUCAUGAAAGUCCAUUUAAAGCCAGACACAGGUCCAGCAGUGCAGACGCCAUUCAUGCACUGCAAUUUUUUAUUUUUCUGUCAAAAUUAAAAAAAGGAGUGCUUGAAAUGUUGUAAAUCAGUGCCGAAGAACCAAUCAAACAGUGGCCUCCCUCCUGACCUUAUUUUGUGUACCAACUUCAAUCAAUCAUGUAUUUUUCAGAUGCCAACUUUUUACCUGUGAAUCAUCAGAAGUACGACGAUCAAUGUUCUUAUUAUUGUUUCUUUUCUUUUUUUUUCUUACUUGUAGUCUGUUUUAGGCCAAUAAACCCUGAUGCAUUAGGCUUUUUGUUAGUGUCUUAAAGGACUGGUGUUAAAUGGAGUGGAAACGCCGGCCUGGCCGUCCAUGUGCGUACCGGCCCAGCAGCAGCCCACCUCUGUACUGUGCCGUUCUGUGCUGAUACUUACUGUAUGCAGGCGAAACCAAUGAUAUUUAAAAUAAAACCACUGCUC